Molecule: messenger RNA, 1085 nt
Organism: Hibiscus syriacus
Lineage: Eukaryota; Viridiplantae; Streptophyta; Magnoliopsida; Malvales; Malvaceae
Exons: 3
Coding region: 76-894 (272 amino acids)
Biological process (GO): male meiosis II
Source: RefSeq, a predicted model, not a curated record
UUCCACUUUCUCUUUUUGUUUCUUCUUUUUCUCCAUGGGUCUCUUCUGAUUCCCCACCGCUUUGGUGCUUCUACCAUGGGGUGUUUCCUUGGUUGUUUUGGGGUUUCUACUAAAAGAAAACGUCGGAAGCCAGCCAACCGGAUUCUCCCUGGACCUGCAGAUUCAAGAUUCGUUAGAUAUGAACCCUUGGGUUCCUCUAAUUCUACAGAUGUUGACAUCAAGAAGAUCCCCUUGUCUCAAAAUCUCACCGUAUCUGAUUUGCAUGUUGAUUGCAGUAAUAAGCCUAAAAUCAGGAAGAAAGUGAGCUUUAACUUGAAUGUUCAAACCUAUGAGCCUAUUCCGGAUGAAGAAACAACUACGUACCAGUUCUUAAAGAGUGUUGAAGAAGAAGAAGAGAAGGAAAAGAAUGGAGGAGAAGCUGUUUCGAGUUCAUUGCAGAUGAAUGUUUAUCCAAGCAACUACAGAUACCAAAACUGUAGAGACAGCUAUGAUGAAGAAGAUGGAAUGUUGUAUGAGGAAAGUGAUCUAGAAGAAGAUGAUGAUCAAUUUGAAUCUCUAAACAUGGAUUCAACAAAGGAAGAUGACUUGAUUCAAUCGGAUGAUUCAACAGAUGGGAAUGCAAGGACCACGAGCCAAUAUCUAUGUUCCGUGCUGAAUCCGGUGGAAAACACAACUCAGUGGAAAGACAUCAAAGCUAGAGCAGCCUACCCGAAGCAGAAGGAGAAUGUUGCAGCAGAGGAAGAAUCACAAUUACAAUCAAAGCCCCUUCUGCAAGAGAUAGCAGUCGAUGCUAGCCUCUCCAAUUGGUUGAUCUCACCGCAGCAAUGGAAGAAAAGCAUAUCAGACAGGAAAAGUGGAGAGGAUGGGGUGAUCUUAGAUAUCACCAACAUAUAGUUUUCAAGAGUGCAAUGAAAAGUAUUAAGAAUUAAGAUCCAAGCUUAUUUAUGAAGCAAAGGCAGCAGCAGCAAAUUACUUUUUCUCCUGUAUUCUAAGUUUAUGAUGCAAAGUUUGGUGUAUUGAUUGAUUGUUUGUCAGUUUUCAUUCUUUGAUUCAUUUUAGAAUUUGGUAUCCCUACUCAAUCUAUC